AUGGACCUUCGCCUGCCACGCACAGAAGAUAGCACCUACUCACCGCACUCAGACGCUUCGCCGCCUUCGCCACCGCUAAGCCGCGACAUCUCGCCCGAGAACCUCACGGCCAACGACCGAGUUGCGAGCUACAGACCCCCUCCCCGGCAAGCCGCCUCACAAAGCACAAAGCAGAGCCGCAACUGCCCCCUCCCCUCUACCAACACAACGGACUCGGUGGAGUUCGUGAAAGACAAAAUGGCGGCACACGAGGAUACUUACGAUUUCAUGGACUCUUCGGGUGUCCUCGUCCCGUCCGACGACGAUGGCGCUGAGACUGUCUCCUCGGGGAGUUUCGCUCUUGUCAACUCGAACCUAGAGGAAACUCGCAGCGUCAAUGGCGACGAGGAGGAGGCGCCAUCCGACGAUGAGCACGAGACACCCGAGCCAGUCUUUCAGCCUUCCGACUCUGGAAUCACCACCCGACCUGAUAUUCGCACCCCAGAUGCCUCGACCAUAACCGAGAAGCCACAAGAGAUCGUCGACAAGGACUGUAUCCACAUGAUCCAGCCCAUCGUCCGUUCUUACGAUUCGCAGUGGACGGGUAUGUCGGGGGCGUCCAUGGACGAACUCAAGUAUUCGGUCGCGAAAGAAACCCUGAAGUGGACUGGUCCUUUCCGGAUACUCUUCGCUGGCUUUCCGUUCUCGAUGCCCAACGAUACCAAGAGCCCUGAGCAUCUGAUAACCGACAAGUUGGCUGCAGCUCUGAAGGUUGGACAGCCUGAGUCCCGGUCGUCCAAGACUUGUGCCACGGGCAUCCGCAUGUCUUCUUUCGGUAGCGAUGUCGUGGUCAAAGAGAUCUUCAACCAGGAUGACCAGAGCUCAGACAUGUUCGCCGAUAGCAUUCCCACCACUCUUCCGAACCUGGUCAUCAUGUGCAACCAGCCCAUGGAUCUCAUUCGCUUGGAGGACGAGAGCCUGAUGAACCUGCGGGAUAUCAUGGCUGAUAGGGGCGUCCCGAUUAUUAGCGUUUCUCUUUCGAGCCCUGUCGGCGGAUAUUACAGUUUCGCCCCGAACAGCAAAUCACUGAGGAUCUGCGUCAAAUCAGGCGAAGAGGAGAUUGGUGUUGUGCCCAUUGACCUGAACAAUUUCCUUAGCCUUGAUGACACUCAGCUCAGCCGUCACCUCGCAUGCAUUGGGGUGGGUUCUGAUGGAGACAAGAUUGAUAGGGAAGAUGAGACUGAAGAGACGAAGAAGAAUGGAAUGAAGGCAUGGCUCAAGGAGUCUGCGGACCACGUCCGGAAUAUUGUGCAGACCCAACCACGGUUGGCUCUUCUUGUCGCUGGACUGCUCGCCAGUUCAAUUGUCGCAAUGCUAUUCGGAGGCGUAACCUUCCCGGGAGCGGCCCAGAACAACGCCGUUCAGAAGGCCGAACAAGACGCCGCAUUGAACUCGGCUCUUCAGGCCUUCACCGGUGCAAAGACAGACGUCUCGGUAAUACAACGCGAGCUCGACCCCAAUGCAACGGCAGCUUCAGAUGCCACAUCUCGCUCUGAUAAAGACUCGUCCAAGGACGCCACUACCAAGUCAGUCAGCGUAGUCGAACAUCCAUUUUCGCCCAGAGCAAAUGACUCUGGAGACUUCAAAUUGCGAGUUGUUGGCGACCGCCACUUCGUCUUGACUCCACCCAAGAGCCUGGCCUCGUUGUGGAAAGCGCCGAAGCUCGUCAUCCGUGUCCAGCGCGGUUUGGAAAACGUUCCCUUCACAGCCGAGCAACUCGUGGAGGGUGUCCAUGCUGUGAGCGUUGAACCCAAGGAUGCCUAUGGUACUCUCAACGUUACGAUCUGCACCGAGUCCAGGCCAAAGAUAAAGCCGCAGAACUUCACCGUUGAAUUCGGCUCUCCUUGGCUCAAGAUGUCCCGCUGGGCCGAUGUGAUGAAGACGGAUCUCGCCAUUGCGCAGUCGAACGCGAGAAACACAUCUCUGGUCCUGUUCAAGGGACUUCAGGCCUUCCGCGGCACCAGCAAGAACAUAACUGAUGUCAUCCUCCAUUCGGCCGAUGCGGGCGCGCAGAAAGCGCUCCAGUUAUUCAACCAGACGCUCUCCGCGAGCAGCAAGAUCCGCGAGAAGCGCAAGGACGUGGCCAACAGCAUUAUUGACGCAGCCAAGCAGCUUGAUUUGGUGAAGCCUGUCAACAAAGCCCGUAGGAAUGCCAACAAGAUCGCCCGCAGGCUGGGGCUGAAGAAGCUGCAGGACAAGCAGGGGGAGAGGCAUAAGGGAGAGGGCAGGGCGACGAAGGAGAGGCCUUGCGGAAAGAAGGCCAAGCCGUAG
Lasiodiplodia theobromae is the source of this 2310-nucleotide messenger RNA. RefSeq lists its product as uncharacterized. The record is from RefSeq and is a predicted model, not a curated record. NCBI's taxonomy places the organism in Eukaryota, Fungi, Ascomycota, Dothideomycetes, Botryosphaeriales, Botryosphaeriaceae. The transcript has a single exon. Bases 1 to 2310 code for a protein of 769 amino acids.